This is a messenger RNA of Paramuricea clavata, 666 nucleotides long. The record is from the annotation of a GenBank genome assembly. Lineage: Eukaryota; Metazoa; Cnidaria; Anthozoa; Malacalcyonacea; Plexauridae.
AUGGCUUCGAUGAUAACGAGGACGAGAGAGAUGACCCCAGACCUCAAGAAUCAAAUAGAUGGAAAUACUAUUCACCUCUGUGAGCGGCAUUUUAAAUCAGAAUGCAUAUCUAUUUGUAAGUACUGUGUACAGAUUUAUCAAUAUUCACGUUUGUUAAUGAAUAUUUAUGUGGCUUUAAUUAAAGUAUGAUCAAAGGUCGAAUAUACAAAUUUAAAAUUGUCUCAAGUUUGGUGCAUUUUUUUAUUUUAUCGUAAUUCUAUGAUUAUAGACCCUACAAGAAAAGUCCUGAUAUUGGGUAGCAUACCAACAGAAAACUUGCCUAAGAAAUCACAUGAGGACCCCAAGCCAGCUCAGCCAAGAAGAUCAUUAACCAAAAGGGACUCCACUGUUGAUACAGCCACUGCUACUUCAUCAUUGAUGUCAUUGUCUACUUGCUCUCGGUCAAAUAACCAAUUCAAAAGCUUGCUCAAGCAGAUAGAUAAAGAGAACUUAGACCCAUGGAAGAUAGAUAAAUCAGUCGAAGAAAAAGUUAAAUUUGAAUUGUAUGAUGAUGUGCAUUGUUUACCAAAAUUCACCAUUGUGGUGGAUUCUGCCCUUGAGUUUUCUACAUAUGUGUACAACUGGCCUCUUGAAGACACUCACUUUCUCUAUAAGGAGAGAAAAUGA